This is a messenger RNA of Ixodes scapularis (black-legged tick), 1272 nucleotides long. Its product is annotated as arginase-1. The coding region runs from base 1 to 1272 and encodes 423 amino acids. Gene Ontology annotation, cellular component: cytoplasm; cytosol; nucleus. The record is from RefSeq and is a predicted model, not a curated record. NCBI's taxonomy places the organism in Eukaryota, Metazoa, Arthropoda, Arachnida, Ixodida, Ixodidae. The transcript has 10 exons. Gene Ontology annotation, molecular function: arginase activity; manganese ion binding.
AUGGGGCGUCGGAUGGCGAAGUUGGAAGCCGACGUUGCGUUCUUCGGGAUGUGUCUGCGGAAAAAGUAUGUGGACCAGCUAUUCUUCAAACAACUGGCCGCCUCCGGGAUACCGUGGAAGGACAAGAAGAAGGUCAUCAGACCCUACAGGUCUGGAACAGGUCAACGGGUUCAAGACAUCCGCAGCGCCUGUGACAGACUCUGGAAUCUUCUUCUCGGAAAGAACUUCAGGAGGCAUGGAGACUACCAUCUUUGGAGCGCCGUCAUGAGGACACAUUUCGACCGUGCGUGGUAUGUCAAAAGGAGGCAUGCUUUGGACAGUUUCAAGUUGUGGAACUCUCGGGGGGCAGAGGAUAAACCCGGUGUCCAAGAUGGUCCAACGUUUCUUCGAGCUGCAGGACUCGUAUCACGCUUAGAAGAUCUGGGUCACCCGGUUCGAGACUAUUACGACGUGAAAGAAGAAGACAAUUCCAAUGUGACAUCAACAAAAGCGGUGGAAAGCGAUUGUGUUGGAAAGUCCAGCAAGAAGGUCAAAAAUGCCGUCGCCAAGGUCCUAAGCUCAGGCUCGCUAAGUUUAAAUAUUGGCGGUGACCACACUAUGUCUAUUGGAACCGUUAUUGCUCACGCAAUGUCCGUGGAUUCUAACAUCUCUCUUCUCUGGGUUGACGCCCACGGCGACAUUAAUACACCUCUCUCCACUUCAAGUGGGCACAUACAUGGAAUGCCUGUAGCAUUUCUCCUUCGCGAAAUGGAGCCCUUCUUAAGGAAGCCCGAAGGUAUGGAAUGGAUUCAACCUUGUGUUCGAAAAGACAAUUUCGCCUACAUUGCUCUGAGAAACAUUGACCCUUACGAAAGAUAUUUCAUGGAUAAGCUGGGAAUAACACUCUACAGUAUGGAAGACGUCGACCGGAUCGGCAUCACCGAAGUUAUUCGACUGGUGCUAAGGCAAAUAAACCCUGGGGGUACCAGAUCCGUCCACGUCAGUUUCGACAUAGACUCGAUCGAUAAGCUUAUUGUUCCAAGCACCGGAACUCCCGAAAUUGGUGGUCUCUCGAUGCGAGAAGCGCUGGUUAUAGCGGAAGAAGUACACAGAUCUGGUCAGCUUCGAGUUUUGGACCUAGCUGAAGUGAACCCUAGAUUGGGAACCGCCGAGGAUGCCGAUAGGACCGUCAACUGCGGCGUGGACAUCAUAACUUCCUUUUUCGGAAGAGAACGAAGAGGAAACCUGCCAGUAAUCCUGGAUCCCAGCGUUAUCAAGAAAAAGGAGGACUGA